This is a messenger RNA of Coregonus sp. 'balchen', 599 nucleotides long. NCBI's taxonomy places the organism in Eukaryota, Metazoa, Chordata, Actinopteri, Salmoniformes, Salmonidae. The record is from the annotation of a GenBank genome assembly.
AUGCAGUGUUCUACUGCACUGUUCUACUGCACUGUUCUACUGUACUGUUCUAAUGUACUGUUCUACUGCAGUGUUCUAAUGCACUGUUCUAAUGCACUGUUCUACUGCACUGUUCUAAUGCACUGUUAUACUGCACUGUUCUACUGCACUGUUCUAAUGCAGUGUUCUACUGUACUGUUCUAAUGCACUGUUCUACUGUACUGUUCUAAUGUACUGUUCUAAUGCACUGUACUACUGCACUGUUCUACUGCACUGUUCUAAUGCAGUGUUCUAAUGCAGUGUUCUACUGCACUGUUCUACUGCACUGUUCUACUGUACUGUUCUAAUGUACUGUUCUAAUGCAGUGUUCUAAAGCAGUGUUCUAAUGCAGUGUUCUACUGCACUGUUCUACUGCACUGUUCUAAUGCAGUGUUCUAAUGCAGUGUUCUAAUGCACUGUUCUACUGCACUGUUCUACUGCACUGUUCUACUGCACUAUUCUAAUGCAGUGUUCUAAUGCAGUGUUCUAAUGCAGUGUUCUACUGCACUGUUCUACUGCAGUGUUCUAAUGCACUGUUCUACUGCACUGUUCUAAUGCACUGUUCUACUGCAGUGUUCUAA